GUAAAGACUCUUUUAGUUCUCCACCUAUUUUCACUCUCAUCUCUUUGUGUUCACAUAGAGAAAAAAAAGUAUCGUAAUGGAGCCUGUUCACCUUCCAAACUACAUGAAAGACGACCACGUUAGCCAAGAAACCAAGAACUUGAUCUCUUCUCUACCUUCAGGGAAAGAUUUCGUGGGUGUUGAUAUCCACAACUACAAAGGUUGUUGGUACUAUCCAAACUUACUCCAAGCCGUUCUUGACGUCCAAAAACAUUUCAAGCCACGAGAUACCGAUAUAAUCAUGGCUUCUUUGCCCAAAGGUGGAACCACUUGGCUCAAAUCCCUGGUUUUCGCUGUUGUACAUAGAGAUGAGUACCGUGAAAACCCCCAAAUCCAUCCUUUGCUCUCACAAAACCCUCAUGAUCUUGUCCCAUUUCUUGAGGUUGAGUUAUACGCUGAUAGCAAAGCUCCAGAUCUCGCAAAGUUUCCUUCCCCUAUGAUAUUUUCUACACACAUACACUUACAAGCAUUGCGUGAGGCCACCAAAAAGGCUUCUCGACCUUGCAAAAUCGUAUAUGUGUGUAGAGGUAUCAAAGAUACCUUUGUUUCUGGUUGGCAUUAUAGAAACAAGUUACAUCGCACCAAGUUGGAUCAGUCCACUUUUGAGCUCAUGUUCGAUGGAUAUUGCAAAGGAUAUGUCGUAUAUGGACCUUACUGGGAACAUGUAUUGAGCUAUUGGAAAGGGAGCCUAGAAGAUAAGGAGAAUGUUCUUUUUAUGAGGUAUGAGGAGAUGCUUGAGGAGCCUCGUGUUCAAGUCAAGAGACUCGCCGAGUUCUUGAAUUGUCCAUUCACCAAGGAAGAAGAACAAAGUGGAUCGGUGGACGAGAUCUUGAAGCUGUGUAGUUUACGGAACUUAAGCAAUUUGGAAGUUAAUCAAAAUGGGACGACAAGAAUUGGUGUAGAUUCUCAGUUAUUCUUUAGGAAAGGUGAAGUUGGUGACUGGAAGAAUCAUCUUACUCCUCAUAUGGCCAAAACCGUUGAUGAGAUUGUUGAAUGUAAACUACGAGGUUCCGGUUUAAUAUUUCAGUAAGGUUAUGUUAUGUAUGUUCUUGGCUUUGGAACUUCAUGCUUCUCUUCUUGUAUGAUUGUUGAUUUGGUUUUGUUUAAAUCAUUUUAUGUACUCUUAACUUAAUUUCAAGAACAAUAAAACGAAAUAUUUUUUUAUUA
Capsella rubella is the source of this 1206-nucleotide messenger RNA. Its product is annotated as cytosolic sulfotransferase 11. The transcript has a single exon. NCBI's taxonomy places the organism in Eukaryota, Viridiplantae, Streptophyta, Magnoliopsida, Brassicales, Brassicaceae. The record is from RefSeq and is a predicted model, not a curated record. Gene Ontology annotation, cellular component: cytoplasm. The coding region runs from base 77 to 1069 and encodes 330 amino acids. Gene Ontology annotation, biological process: sulfation. Gene Ontology annotation, molecular function: sulfotransferase activity.